Fusarium musae is the source of this 1020-nucleotide messenger RNA. RefSeq lists its product as uncharacterized. Gene Ontology annotation, biological process: retrograde vesicle-mediated transport, Golgi to endoplasmic reticulum. The coding region runs from base 1 to 1020 and encodes 339 amino acids. The record is from RefSeq and is a predicted model, not a curated record. Lineage: Eukaryota; Fungi; Ascomycota; Sordariomycetes; Hypocreales; Nectriaceae. The transcript is spliced from 2 exons.
AUGUCGGAGACGACACAAAGUCCUGAAGAUGCUGCCGCUCAGCGAGCUGCUGAACAAGCGCGUCUUCGGAAGGAACGCCGUGAAGCCAAGCUCAAAGCCGGGGGUUCUGCAAGGUUGAACAAGAUUACUGGUCUUGGAGGUCGUGUCCCAGGAGAACCAGAACCCACCAAUCCGUCUUCCACCAUGGCUGAUGCCUCGACACCAGCACCUGCGCCAGCACCCGCUGCUUCAGCAUCCGGUGUGUCUGCCACCGCCGACCAUGCCGACCCAGAAGAAGUCGAUAUUUCAGAUCACUACUACGAGCCGAAGCGGACUGCAAAUUCGCGAACGAAUGCGCCUGAAAUCACAGAACCCGCCAUCUCAGAGGACCAGCUACGGCAGAUGAUGCUUGGCUUCGAGCGUGGCAAUGGCAGCGGCACCGCUAGCCCUGCACCCGGAGCAGCUGAGGAAGAUCCCAUGAUGAGGAUGAUGUCCCAGCUGAUGGCUGGUGCUGGUCUUCCUGCUGGCUCGAUGCCUCCCUUUCCUGGUGUGCCAGGCAUGGCGCCCGGCCAAGGACCCCCAGUACCGCCCACAGCCGUCCGCAAUAGCGCCUCUACAAACCUCUGGCGUCUUCUCCAUGCCCUUGUAGCUCUCAGCUUGGGCUUCUACAUCGUCAUACUUACCCCCUUCACUGGCAGCAAGAUUGAGCGUGAGCGUGCCGCCCUUGCAGGCACAACACCCGCCGAUCCGCUUACUGCAGCUGCUGAGCCUGAGCUUGAGACGGAACUGGAGCACCGCAAGAAGCUGUUCUUUUGGACAUUUGCCACAGCUGAGUCGCUGCUACUCACAACUCGCUUCUUUCUGGAUAGGAGAGGCAGCCCCCCUUCUGGCAUUGUGGGUACUGUGGUGCAAUUUUUACCCCAGCCUGCCAAGGGAUAUGUUGAGGUCGUGAUGCGUUAUGGCCAGAUAUUUACCACGGUGAGGAGUGAUAUACUAGCCUGUAUUUUCGUGUUGGGGGCUGUUGCUUGGUUCAAGGGAUAA